AUAUUGUAUUAAAUGAUGGCUUAUUGCUUUGCAGGCAGCGGCUCCUUUGGCGACAUCUAUCUGGGCAUGAGCAUCCAGAGCGGCGAGGAGGUGGCCAUCAAGAUGGAGAGCGCUCAUGCCCGGCAUCCCCAGCUGCUGUACGAGGCGAAACUGUACCGUGUGCUGAGCGGAGGCGUUGGAUUUCCGCGAAUCCGUCAUCAUGGCAAGGAAAAGAACUUUUACACUUUGGUCAUGGAUCUGCUCGGGCCAUCGCUGGAGGAUCUGUUCAACUUUUGCACGCGCCACUUUACCAUUAAGACCGUACUGAUGCUGGUCGACCAGAUGAUCGGCCGUCUAGAGUAUAUACAUCUCAAGUGUUUCAUCCAUCGCGACAUCAAGCCGGACAACUUUCUGAUGGGCAUCGGACGGCAUUGCAACAAGCUGUUCCUCAUUGACUUUGGCCUGGCCAAGAAAUAUCGCGACGCCCACAGUCGCCUGCAUAUAUCGUAUCGCGAGGAGAAGAACCUAACGGGCACAGCCCGCUAUGCCUCGAUCAAUGCCCAUUUGGGCAUCGAGCAGUCCCGUCGCGACGACAUGGAGUCGCUUGGCUAUGUGAUGAUGUACUUCAAUCGGGGCGUGCUGCCCUGGCAGGGCAUGAAGGCCAACAAUAAGCAGCAGAAAUAUGAUAAAAUCUCUGAGAAAAAGAUGUCCACGCCCAUCGAGGUGCUCUGCAAGGGCUCACCGGCCGAGUUCUCCAUGUACUUGAACUAUUGUCGUAGCUUGCGUUUCGAUGAACAGCCCGACUACAUGUACCUACGUCAAUUGUUCCGCAUUUUGUUCCGAACGCUGAACCAUCAGUAUGACUACAUCUAUGACUGGACAAUGCUGAAGCAGAAGACCCACCAGGGUCAGCCGAAUCCCGCCUUGAUGCUGGAACAGUUGGAGCCACGCAACGAUCGCGAUAAGGAGAAAGAGAAACCGAACUGCAAACCUCCCAUCACCGAGUAAUUCAGCUGAAAGGCAGAUAAAUAAUAAUAAUAAUAAUAAUAAUGCAAAU
Molecule: messenger RNA, 1036 nt
Organism: Drosophila arizonae
Lineage: Eukaryota; Metazoa; Arthropoda; Insecta; Diptera; Drosophilidae
Gene: CkIalpha
Product: Casein kinase Ialpha
Biological process (GO): protein phosphorylation
Molecular function (GO): ATP binding; protein kinase activity
Source: RefSeq, a predicted model, not a curated record